AUCAGUGAACAAUUGUAUGAAAUAUAUGUGGUGAAACCAGCUCACUGCAAUGAGUACUAGCACACCUGAGUCACGGGAAUUAUUACGCCUUUAUAAAUGUGUCGUCGAAACAGGUACAGGCGUUCUUACUGCUUUUGCUCAAAAUAAAUUUUUAGCAGCGUACAACGGAAAUUUUAAACAAUUUCUUGAUGACAAAAAACAUGAACUAUUUCAUCUACGGCAAUCUAAGAAGUUAUUAUGUUGUGAAUGUCCACCAGCAGGUUACAAUUUCACACGAAUGAGUCACAUGGACAACUGGAUAUUCAAAAAGCUUUAUACUGAUAAUGGUCCUGAAAAUAGGUCACACAUUAUCCGUAAUGGCAGAGAUGUUGUACAAGUCUGUCUUCACAAAUAUGUCACACACAAUAUUGCGAUUCACGAACUUGAUAUUAGUGCAAUAUCGUUUCUCCUUCGAAAUUUAAUAAUAUUGUCCGCAAACGAGAACACUACAUUGGAUAUAAUUACCACUACAAGAAGUAAGAUUUGCCAUGCUUAUUCAAGUAAGUGUUAUCCUAUGAUCUUAUUGAAUUCAACGUGGACUGAAUUAGAAAACGCCUUAGUCGAUCUAGCAGAUCCUUCUUACAAGGUAAUCAUCCGACAACAAAUCAAAUACUUGCGCAAAACUGAUUUAGAGAAGGAAGAAAUAACAGAAUUACUUAGUAACGUUGAGGAGGUAUUAAAAGAAGUGAAAUCCAGCUCUAAUAACAAUGUAGCAUAUCUCAAUGGUAUGGAAACAAGACUGAUCAAUAAAUCAAUCAAAAAUACAGAUGCUAUCAACCAACAUGUAACUGAAGAAGUACACUAUUGUUUCGCACAAGCGCAACAAGCGCUCUCAGAAAAGAUACAAAAUACGGAAGAAAACUUACAGAAAGAGUUGAAAGAAGUGGAAAAAUCUCAGGAAAACAGUUAUCAAAAGAUUGGAACCGAACUGAACAAGACAAGAUCAGGUAUCAAGGAGGUACAGGAAAACCAAGAGAAAACACAAGUUACGCUGGUAGAAAUGUCACGGACAAUCAAGAAAUUAGAGAUGCAUGUAAAGUAUGACAGACCUAACGUACUUGUUCCAGAGGAAGCAUGUUCAGAUGCAAUGGAACGUCCUGUCCUGUGGCAAAUAGCAACUCCUGAGCACUGGAACCUCGAAGAUGUAGAAGCAACUCUACGAAGUCCAUCACAGAAAGAUGAAUCGUUCAAGAUUAAGUUUGUGAAGAAAGGCUCCUUGAUUAUGUUGACAACAAUAGCCUCAAGAGUACUUGGUGAUUCUAAAGAAUUCGAAACUGCUGUCAUGUCAUUCCUUACAAAAAUGAUUGAAGACUGUGGUAUCAACACAGAAAUACCUGGCCGAGUUGACGUUAGGCUUCAUAUAUUGAAUGCUAAUGAAGUGUCUAUAAGUUGUGAACUUCCUUUAGAAGUACGGCAUGAACAGACUGCAGUCAGACAUCGUUUGUUACCACACGACUUGCACCAUCCUGUAGUUGAACAGCUUUUAUUAGAGGAGACAGCAGCUUUUACAAAUAAGUCUUUUAGACUUGCUGGUCUCCGAAAAGCUCAGACAGGAGGAUCGGGAAAGAUUUUGGAUAAUUUUGGGUGA
Molecule: messenger RNA, 1627 nt
Organism: Mytilus trossulus (common blue mussel)
Lineage: Eukaryota; Metazoa; Mollusca; Bivalvia; Mytilida; Mytilidae
Exons: 6
Coding region: 50-1627 (525 amino acids)
Source: RefSeq, a predicted model, not a curated record